CCAUCCUGUUAGAAGGUAACAGAUUAUUUUAUUACAAGGGUUCAAUUGGAUUUUCAUUGUGUGCAAUGGUGUUAUUUGCCCCCUAGUGGAUGUUUCUGGUACUUAGAAAGACUACGCAAACAGAAAGUAGAGAAUUUGUUCUGCACGCAUAGAAGCAGCUACAAACAACGCUACGGUGCAGGUCUUUCAAUGUAGUUAUUUCUUGUCACGCUUCAGCCUUGGAAAAUAUUUGUUUUUUCACAACAUAAACGUUUUCAAUAUAUUCAUUCAAGAAAAGUCACGCCUUGGGAGUUUUAUUGAAGACUUAGUUGUUAGCUAUCUGUCUAGUUUUGCAUGGGAACGCAACUCAAGGGCAGAAUAGUGAAAAAACAUCAUCACAGCGGGCUCAAGCACAAGAAUAACUGCACACGGUGGUUAUGUUUCUACGUUCAUCAGCCAACAAAGCCUCUUAUCCUAGGGAAGACCAGCAGUCUACGAUGCAACAACCAGAGUCAGGUGUUCAACAGAGAGAGAUGGAAGAGCCUCUUCAGCACAUUGGGACCAAGUCUCAAUCUACAAGAUCAAGGUCAUCAAAACAGUCAAGCAGAUCCUCAACGGUGAGUUUUGCAGCCGUCAAAGCACGCGCCAAGGCGGACGCAGCACGCGCACAAGUCUCUUAUGCUGAGAAGGAAGCUUCUGUGAUGAAACAAAGGGCAGAAAUAGAGGCCAGCUUGUUGAAGCAAAAAGCUGACCUCGAGGCAAGUUUAUAUGUUCUCCAAGUUGAGAGAGCAGCUGCUGCUGCGUUGGCUGAAGCUGCAGCCUUUGAAGAAGUUGUAGGAUCAGAACGCAGAGAGCUUCGCAAAGAACUAGACACAGGGACACAGCCCUUAAGUCCAGUCCAACGUACAUGUGAGUAUGUGCAACAACAUGCUAGGCCCUACUUUGCUGAACUUCCAUUUGAAGUGGAGAAACAAGAGCUUAGUGUUGACCCAGCUACAUGCCACAAUCUAGAAAGUAGCAAACAACGGAGCAUAAGCAGAGACUCUCCGUUCAAAAGGAAUGAACAGCAGCAUGGUGGAAAUGGAAAACAAGCCCACUUCCAGUCACACACACAAAACUUCCCUGAGUCACAAGUGGCACCAGACCUCAUCAAGUACCUCCUACGCCGUGAGAUGGUGAGUUCCGGACUCCUGAAGUUUGAUGAUCGUCCUGAAAAUUAUUGGGCAUGGAAAGCAUCCUUUCUCAAUGCGACCAGAGACUUGAAUUUAUCAGCCGGGGAAGAGUUAGAUCUAAUUACCAAGUGGCUAGGGGCAGAGUCGUCUGAGCAAGCAAACAGAAUUAGAUCUGUCCAUAUUUUCAACGCAACAGCAGGACUUAACAUGGUCUGGCAACGACUAGAAGAGUGCUAUGGUACACCCGAAGUGAUCGAGAAUGCACUGUUGAAGAAAAUUGAGGAUUUUCCAAAACUGGCUAACAAAGACAAUCACAAACUAAGAGAACUAGGUGACAUUCUUCUCGAACUGGAGUGUGCUAAAGUAGAAGGGUACCUUCCAGGCCUCGCUUAUCUGGACACAUCUCGGGGGGUAAACCCUAUUGUAGAGAAACUUCCAUUCAGUUUACAAGAAAAAUGGAUAGCACAGGGAUCCAAAUAUAAGGAGGACUAUCGGGUAGCAUUCCCACCAUUCUCGUUCUUCUCGAGAUUCAUCAGGAAUCAGGCGAAAAUUAGAAAUGACCCCAGCUUCACCCUCUACACCUCAACUAACCAGGUGCCCAUGAAAAGUGAGAAACCUGCCAGGUACAGCAGCAAGACACCUGUGACUGUAUACAAGACAGAUGUGUCAUCUGAGGCCUCAGACCACCAAACCAAACCCAGUAAGACAAAGGUUGAAAACCCUGACCAUCACUGUCCAAUACAUAACAAGCCUCAUCCUCUUAAAAAGUGUCGUGGGUUUAGAUACAAAACUCUAGAUGAGCGCAAAUCAUAUCUCAAAGACAAUGGCAUUUGUUUCCGAUGUUGUGGGUCAACUCAGCACAGAGCUAAAGACUGUAAGGUUUCAAUCAAGUGCUCUGAGUGCGACAGCGACAGGCAUCUUGCUGCUCUGCAUCCAGGCCCAGCCCCUUCAUAUACAGACACCGCUACAGCAGAGAAAGAGCAUGGUGGGGAGCAAGGUGACGAUGCUCUUCUAUCUGUCACCUCAAAGUGUACAGAGAUCUGUGGUGAGGCAGUCAAUCCAAGAUCAUGUUCAAAAAUAUGCCUAGUCAAAGCUUAUCCGGCUGGGAAAAGAGAGAAAGCUGUCAAAAUGUAUGUAGUGCUUGAUGAACAGAGUAACAAAUCUCUGGCCAAGACAGAGUUUUUCAGUCUCUUCAACAUCAAUGACAACUCUGCUCCAUACACCAUGAAGACGUGUUCUGGGGUAACAGAGACUUCGGGCAGGAGAGCCGUAAACUUCAUGGUGGAGUCUAUAGAUGGACACAUGCAGCUCACUCUCCCUACUCUGAUAGAGUGUGAUAUGAUGCCAGACGAUAGGAUGGAGAUUCCCUCCCCCGACAUUGCGUAUCAUCAUCCCCAUCUGCAACCAGUUAUGGACAAAAUUCCAGCAGUGGACCCAGACGCUCCCAUCCUCCUGCUCUUAGGACGAGACAUCUUAAGGGUACACAAGGUACGAGAGCAAAUCAAUGGGCCCCACGACACUCCUUAUGCACAGCGACUCGACCUCGGGUGGGUCAUCGUGGGUGAGGUCUGUCUGGGAACGGCUCACCGACCAGCCAAUGUUAACGUGUUCAGGACAAACAUACUUCAAAAUGGUCGCACAUCCUAUCUGAGCCCUUGCCCUGACAUCAUCCAGGUAAAAGAGAACUACAACAGCGUAGCUCAGAAACACAUCUCUCCCUCUACAGUGCACUCGAGAGAUCCAAUCACAACUGUGAACACAGACAGCCUGGGAUGUUCCGUGUUCGACAAAACACAAGACGAUGAUAAACCAGCACCAUCAGUGGAGGACAAAGCCUUCUUGGACAUUAUGGACAAACAGGUUUUCCAGGAUGAUGGAAACAACUGGGUGGCUCCACUACCCUUUCGCCCCACUAGACGUCGCCUCCCUAAUAACAGGGAGCAGGCCAUGAACCGUCUCACAUCACUUCGCAGGACUUUAGACAAAAAGCCUGACAUGAAGCGUCAUUUUAUUGACUUCAUGCAAAAGAUGCUGGAUAACGACCAAGCCGAACCUUCACAGCCACUAGAGGGAGACAAAGAACGUUGGUAUCUGCCCAUAUUUGGUGUUUACCAUCCACAAAAGCCUGAACAAAUAAGAGUAGUAUUUGACUCCAGUGCUAAGUGUCAAGGCGUGUCACUUAACGAUGUUCUGCUCAGUGGUCCAGACUUAAACAACACACUCUUGGGUGUCCUAAUGCGUUUCCGCAAGGAUUGCAUUGCACUAACAGCAGAUGUGCAACAAAUGUUUUACUGUUUUGGUGUACGUGAGGAUCACAGAGAUUACUUAAGGUUUCUCUGGUAUGAAGAUAACAACCUAGAUAGAAGCAUAACUGAGUACAGGAUGAAAGUCCAUGUAUUUGGGAACAGCCCUUCACCAGCCGUAGCCAUCUACUGCAUGAGACGAGCAGCGCUACAGGGUGAGAAGGAACACGGGUCAGAACCCAAGCAAUAUGUAGUGAGGAACUUCUACGUCGAUGAUGGUCUGACAUCAGCAGCUACUACAGAAGAAGCUACCAACAUUCUAAGAAAAACACAAGCAAUGUUGGCGGAGUCCAACAUGAAACUACACAAGAUUGCAUCCAAUAGCAAAACAGUUAUGGAAGCCUUCCCUAUGGAGGACCGUGCGAAAGACUUAAAAGAUCUGGACCUAGGAGUGGAUCCUCUUCCCUUUCAACGGAGUCUGGGACUUUCCUGGAACCUGGAAACAGACAGCUUCUCAUUCCAGGUGUCCCACAAUGAGAAGCCUUUUACGCGGAGAGGCAUCCUGUCCACAGUGAAUAGUCUUUAUGACCCCCAUGGGUUCGUGGCUCCAAUAACAAUGCAAGGUAAAGCCUUAACCAGAGAACUCUCUUCUGAUCAGAGUGUGUGGGAUGCCCCUCUUCCCACAGAAAAAGAAGAGACAUGGAAAAAGUGGAAGCAAGUCCAGUGUCUCGCUGACACCUUUUGGAAAAGGUGGAGACAGGAGUACCUGACAACGCUGCAGAGACGCAGAAAAUGGACAGCAGAAAAGCCAAAUGUAAAAGUGGGAGAUGUUGUCUUAUUGAAAGACAGUCAGGCACACAGAAAUGACUGGCCAGUCGGGCUUGUGGUAAAAACCUUUCCCAGUACUGACAAAAAGGUUAGGAAAGUAGAACUAAAAAUUGUCAAGCAAGGAGCUGCUAAGGUGUUUCUGAGACCAAUCUCAGAGAUUGUUGUUCUUCUUUCUGAAGCAUCCUAGAGACAAAAGAUAAAAAUAGAAAGGGCAUUAUUUGUUUCUUGAUAUGUUUUAUUUCAUAGUGGCACAAUUUCAUUAUACCAGGCGGGGAGUGUGCUGCCAUCCUGUUAGAAGGUAACAGAUUAUUUUAUUACAAGGGUUCAAUUGGAUUUUCAUUGUGUGCAAUGGUGUUAUUUGCCCCCUAGUGGAUGUUUCUGGUACUUAGAAAGACUACGCAAACAGAAAGUAGAGAAUUUGUUCUGCACGCAUAGAAGCAGCUACAAACAACGCUACGGUGCAGGUCUUUCAAUGUAGUUAUUUCUUGUCACGCUUCAGCCUUGGAAAAUAUUUGUUUUUUCACAACAUAAACGUUUUCAAUAUAUUCAUUCAAGAAAA
Messenger RNA from Oncorhynchus mykiss (rainbow trout), 4781 nucleotides. The record is from RefSeq and is a predicted model, not a curated record. NCBI's taxonomy places the organism in Eukaryota, Metazoa, Chordata, Actinopteri, Salmoniformes, Salmonidae.